AUGGCAGCAAGAUCAAAUAUUCAGUCCACCAAGAAGAUGAACUCGGGAUAUGAGAUCCCAGUCGUCGGAUUUGGUGUAAGUGGCCAACUUCCGUCUCGCACUGUGUGGUUACUAACAACAUUGAAUAGGUGUACCAAACCAAAAGCCUAUCACAACGAAGCUGAAUGCGGCGAAGCUAUCCGAAAAUCGGGACUUAAGCGCUCAGAGGUAUUCUUUACGACUAAAGUCCCAUGGAGAUCGCUCGGUUAUGAACCUACUAGAGAAGCGAUUGAAUCCAGCCUAAAGGAGGCUAAGGUGGACUACUUUGAUCUGGCUCUUCUUCACGCACCCUAUGGUGGUAAAGAGAAGCGUGAAGGUUCUUGGAAGGCUUUGGUAGAGGCUCAAAAGGAAGGGAAAGUCCGCUCUAUUGGAGUUUCCAAUUAUGGAGUCCACCAUCUGGAUGAGCUGGAGGAGUACAACAAAGCCAUUGGGGGUAAAAUUGAUGUGGGCCAGUAUGAGUUGCAUCCGUGGCUCACUCGUUCUGAUAUUGUUGAAUGGCUUCAGAAGCGCAACAUUGUCAUCGAAGCGUACAGUCCACUCGUACAGGCAAAGAAGAUGGAUGAUCCAAAACUCCAGGAAAUUGCAAAGAAACAUAACAAAAGUCCUGCUCAGGUUCUAGUUAGAUGGAGUUUACAAAAAGGUUUUGUUCCUCUGCCGAAGUCAGCAACGGAGAAGCGCAUUCUGGAAAACUCCGAUAUCUUCGACUUUGAGCUAUCUCAAGAUGACAUGAGAGCUCUCCAUACCGAUGAAUACCAUCAUGUCUGCUGGGACCCAACCACCCACAAGGAUGGUGACAAUAUCCCAUAA
Trichophyton verrucosum HKI 0517 is the source of this 846-nucleotide messenger RNA. RefSeq names its product aldehyde reductase, putative. The coding region runs from base 1 to 846 and encodes 281 amino acids. The transcript has 4 exons. The record is from RefSeq and is a predicted model, not a curated record. Gene Ontology annotation, molecular function: oxidoreductase activity. Lineage: Eukaryota; Fungi; Ascomycota; Eurotiomycetes; Onygenales; Arthrodermataceae.